AUGCUGAAGGUGAUGAAUUUGGCUUCAUUGAAGCUGUCAGGACGUCUUGGUGACAAAGAGAAAAAGCAAAAUGAAAAAGCCCAAGCCAGCAUAAUUUUGUGCUUGGAGGAUAGUCAGCUAAUGCAUGUGCAUGGGCUAACUGAUCUGCUAGAGAAUACUGGCUUGUCUUACACAGAAUUUAUAAUGGAAAAACAUUCUCACAAUAACAAAAGCAUGAAAAUGUUUUUUCUGAUAUUUUUGGUGCACAAAGUAUUUACUCUGAGAUGUCCUGCGAGUGAUGCUUUCCUUGUUCCACAUGAGUGGUAUCAGCGUGGUGACUUUAUCAUUGGUGUGAUGGCAUCUCACAUGGGUUACCACCUUUAUGAAAUUAAAUUUAGUGAAAACCCUUCUAUAAAACCUUAUGAAAUACCAACCAUAAUCACCAAAUUUCAUCAACACGUCCUUGCCUUGGCCUUUGCUGUGAAGGAGAUCAAUGAGGACUUUCAUUCCUUACCUAACAUCACUCUCGGGUUCCACAUCUAUGACAGUUACCUCAAUGCAAGGAUGACCUAUCGCACCACUCUGGACCUCCUUUUCAAAUCCAAGGAAUUUGUUCCUAACUACAAUUGUGAUAGCCAGAAGAAUCUCAUGGCUAUUAUUGGGGGAUUGGAUUUUGUCACAUCAUCUCAUAUUGCUGAAAUUACAAGAUUCUUCAAGAUUCCACAACUGACAUACGGCUCAUUGGCCCAAGAGGAAUUUGAGAACAGUAAGCUCUCUUCACUUUAUUUCAUGGUCCCAAAAGAGGACCAUCAGUACAUUGGGAUUAUCCAACUAAUUCACCAUUUCAGCUGGACCUGGAUUGGGAUUUUUGCUAUUGAUAACAACAAUGGAGAAAAUUUUUUACAGAAAAUGCAGCCCUUACUUGCAAAGAAUGGAAUCUGCUCAUCAUUCAUACAAAGGCUUUCACGAGUACACCUGGAAGACUUCCCACAAAUUUAUCAAACAAUCUCAACUAUUUCAUGGAAUUGGAUAAAUAGCAAAGCCAAUGCAUUUCUUGUCUAUGGAGAAGCAUUGACAAUUAUGUGGCUAAGAAUUGUCACAUUUAUAGUACAUCCUGAAAGGAAGGAAAUUUCAUUAUUUAGAAAGGUAUGGAUCAUGACUGCACAGAUUGAUUUCGUAUUAUCAGGAUUCCAAAUCAGUUGGGAUCUCCAGGUGUUUCAUGGGGCUAUUUCAUUCAGUGCUCAUUCAACAGCAGUUGUAGGUUUCAAGGAAUUUCUUCAGACCGUAAAUCCUCUUUCAGUCUACAGAGAUGAGUUUCUUUGGGAAGUUUGGGAACAGUUAUUUGAUUGUUCAUUUCCAAAAGCAGAAUUUCCAAAAGCAGAAAUGCAGAGUAGGCAGUGCACUGCUGGGGAGAAAGUGUUCCUGAAUGAGAAAGGGGAAGCAACAGAUGGAUUUGACAUCACCAGUUUGAUCACUUUUCCAAACAGAUCCUUUCAGAGAGUUAGAAUUGGAAAGAUGGAUCUACAAGCUCCAAAAGGGAAGGAAUUAUCCAUGGAUGAAGAUUUGAUUGUCUGGAGUCCAGCUUUUAACCAGGUUCUUCCAUUUUCUCGAUGCAAUGACCCUUGUUUUCCUGGGGACUGGAAGAAAGGGAUUGAAGGGGAUCAGUUCUGCUGCUAUGACUGUGUUCCAUGCCCAGAAGGGAAGAUUUCAAAUCAAAAUGAUAUGGAUGACUGUUUUGAAUGUCCAGAAGAUCAUUAUCCAAAUAAAGAAAAGAAUGGAUGUACCCUGAAACGGGUGGUAUUUCUAACUAUUGAAGAACCCUUAGGAAUUGGUUUAGCCCCAUCAGCUCUUGGUUUCUUUUUCUUGACAUCUUGGGUACUUGGAACUUUUAUUAAGCACAGCGACACUCCCAUUGUCAAAGCCAACAACCAGUCCCUCACCUACACCCUUCUUGUUUCUCUUCUGCUCUGUUUUCUCUCUUCUUUGUUUUUCCUCAGCCAACCUGGGAAAGUAACCUGCCUUCUCCGACAAUCAACUUUUGGAACCACAUUCUCAGUGGCUAUUUCUAGUGUGCUGUCCAAAACCAUCAUUGUGCUGGUUGCUUUCAUGGCCACUAAACCAGGAUCUCACAUGAGAAGAUGGUUAGGGAAAAGAUUGGCUUUUUCUACUGUCCUUUUCUGCUCCUUUUUCCAAGUAUGUAUUUGUAUUCUUUGGUUGUCAACAUCUCCACCAUUCCCUGAGUUGGACAUGCAUUUACAGCUCCAAGAAAUGAUUUUACAAUGCAAUGAGGGGUCAGCUUUCUUCUUUUAUUGUGUAUUGGGCUAUAUGGGUGUCUUGGCCAUUGCCAUCUUUAUUGUAGCUUUUCUUGCCCGUAAAUUACCUGACAGCUUUAAUGAAGCCAAGUUCAUCACCUUCAGCAUGUUGGCCUUUUGCAGUGUGUGGAUCUCCUUCUUUCCAGCCUAUCUGAGUACAAAGGGAAAAGCCAUGGUAGCUGUGGAGAUCUUCUCCAUCUUGUCCUCCAGUGCUGCAUUACUGGGAUGCAUAUUCUUGCCAAAAUGCUACAUCAUUGUUUUUCGGCCUGAACUAAACCAAAGGGAGCAUCUCUCAAAGAGAAAUUAG
Messenger RNA from Crotalus tigris (Tiger rattlesnake), 2598 nucleotides. Its product is annotated as vomeronasal type-2 receptor 26-like. Bases 1 to 2598 code for a protein of 865 amino acids. Gene Ontology annotation, cellular component: membrane. Gene Ontology annotation, biological process: G protein-coupled receptor signaling pathway. The transcript has 8 exons. NCBI's taxonomy places the organism in Eukaryota, Metazoa, Chordata, Lepidosauria, Squamata, Viperidae. The record is from RefSeq and is a predicted model, not a curated record. Gene Ontology annotation, molecular function: G protein-coupled receptor activity.